Messenger RNA from Hansenula anomala, 978 nucleotides. RefSeq lists its product as uncharacterized. NCBI's taxonomy places the organism in Eukaryota, Fungi, Ascomycota, Saccharomycetes, Phaffomycetales, Wickerhamomycetaceae. The record is from RefSeq and is a predicted model, not a curated record. The annotation marks the transcript as partial. The transcript has a single exon.
AAAGAAUAUAAAUAACCGUCAAUAUCUCCUUCAAACCAGAAUUCUGUUCUUGUUUUCCUUCAACAUCUUCAAAGGUUUCAAACAUCUAAUAGAUCUCACCUUCGUUCAAUUCAAUUUAUAAUAAUAAUGAAAUUUUCAACUUCAUCAAUCUUGGCUUUUGCUUCAAUUGCAGCCACCUCAGUCUUUGCUGCUCCAGUCGAUAUUCCAUCUGCCUCAUUACCAGUUUCAAACCUUCCAACUGGUGCUUUAGGUAACCUUCCAACUGGUGAACUUGGUAGUCUUACUGGUGUCUUGGGUGGUUCUUUACCAACUGGUGACUUGGCUGGUUUGAACUUACCAGAUCCAAUUGGUGCUGUUUCCGGUGAAAUUGCCAACAUUACUGGUUUGUUGAAAGAAGUUACUUCAUUAUUAACCACUUCUGAUCUUCCUCAUGAUACUUUGGACAAAGUUGUUGAAAUUGUCAAGGAAUUUGUUAACGGUGUUGUUGAUACCUUAGGUCAAGCCACUGGUUUAGAUGGUGUUGCUGAUUCAUUAAAUGACUUAUUAGAUGACACUGUUGGUAAAUUAGAUGGUUUAUUGAAAAACUCUGGUUUAUCUGACACUUUAAACAGAACUUUAGAUGCUUUAUUGAAAUCUUUGAAAACUUUGUUAUCUAAAAUCUUAUGGACUUUGAACCAAGUUUUGGACAACUUAUUCCACUUGAACUUAGUUGGUGUUGUUGUUGCUUUAUUAUCAGGUGCUUUAGCUGCUAUUGAUUUAUUCUUAUCUCAAUUGAAAAAUGGUGCCUUACCAGCUUAAGUCAAUUGAUCUUUAGUGAUAUUUUGAUUCAAUCUUUUGAAAAGAUUCUUUAAUUUUCUUUGACAAGAACAAUUUGUUUCUAAUUAGUUCCUAGCUUUGACUAGAUGUCUUUAAUCUAUACUUCAUAAGAAAUGUUUGUUUCUAUUUUGACCAAUUUUGAGAACAUGUAGCAGCUUCAGU